Williopsis jadinii is the source of this 636-nucleotide messenger RNA. It is a transcript of the gene FAU1, whose product is annotated as 5-formyltetrahydrofolate cyclo-ligase. Gene Ontology annotation, biological process: tetrahydrofolate interconversion; folic acid-containing compound biosynthetic process. Gene Ontology annotation, cellular component: mitochondrion. The transcript has a single exon. The coding region runs from base 1 to 636 and encodes 211 amino acids. Gene Ontology annotation, molecular function: 5-formyltetrahydrofolate cyclo-ligase activity. The record is from RefSeq and is a predicted model, not a curated record. NCBI's taxonomy places the organism in Eukaryota, Fungi, Ascomycota, Saccharomycetes, Phaffomycetales, Wickerhamomycetaceae.
AUGUCCUUUGAUAAGAAAGCGGUGAGAACGUCAGUGAGUCAUGCUGUGAAGUCCUUAUCACAGGGCUCAAUUGAGUCACAGUCAGCAAACACAACGAGCUUGGUGUUGAAACACCCAAGGGUCCACUCUGCAAAGACCAUCGGGGUGUUCAUGAGCAUGGAUGGUGAGAUUCAAACAUUGCCCUUGAUUCAGCAGUUGAUAACGAUGGGGAAAACUGUUUACCUGCCGAGAUGUUCCCAACUGGAGCCUGGUGAGUUCCAAAGAUGGCCCAAGCAGAAAUCACUGUUGAGAUUUCACAAGAUGGAUUCGUUCCAAGAUGUCAUCUCCCUUAAACCACAGGGCAAAUUCCAAAUCAGGGAACCAACCUCUGGCGAGGACGCAAUGGAAAGUGAAGAAGGCAUCGACAUGUUGAUAAUGCCGGGUGUUGGAUUCUCCGAAGAUUGUUACAGAACAGGUUACGGUGGUGGAUUCUACGAUGACUACAUCAAGAGACACGUGGAGAAGUUCAACAAGAGACCGUAUCUCUUGGGCAUUGGGCUGGAACAACAGUUUAUACAAGAGAUCCCAUUGGAACCCCACGAUGAACAGUUGAACAACGUGAUCUUAAAUGAUAGAAUAUAUAAUGCUGAUAAAUAA